Messenger RNA from Cornus florida, 1634 nucleotides. RefSeq names its product desmethyl-deoxy-podophyllotoxin synthase-like. Lineage: Eukaryota; Viridiplantae; Streptophyta; Magnoliopsida; Cornales; Cornaceae. Bases 52 to 1575 code for a protein of 507 amino acids. The transcript is spliced from 2 exons. Gene Ontology annotation, molecular function: iron ion binding; heme binding; oxidoreductase activity, acting on paired donors, with incorporation or reduction of molecular oxygen. The record is from RefSeq and is a predicted model, not a curated record.
CAAUCUUGCUGCUGAAACAAGUGAAGUGUCGACACUGCUGUAAAUUUGCUGAUGGAGAUCCCAUUCCCUUCCUUCCCAGUUCUUUUCACUUUUCUCCUCUUUCUGUUCAUGGUAUCGAAAAUAAUCUCUAAAACAAAGAGCUUGACUCGAAAUCUACCCCCCGGGCCAUGGAAGCUACCUCUCAUAGGAAACAUGCACCAGUUUGUUGGAUCUCAACCCCAUCACUGCCUAAGAGAUUUGGCCAUGAAACAUGGACCUCUGAUGCACCUGCAACUUGGAGAACUUUCUAUUGUUGUCAUUUCUUCAGCAGAAACUGCAAAAGAGGUUAUGAAAACCCAUGACAUCAUCUUUGCUAACAGGCCUUGUCUUCUUACUUCAUCCAUCGUAUCUUAUGGUUCUACAAACAUUUCCUUUGCCCCAUAUGGAGACUAUUGGAGGCAACUUCGCAAAAUUUGUAUCAUGGAGCUUUUAAGCAUAAAACGAGUCCAAUCAUUCCGAUUUAUCAGGGAAGAAGAGGUCUCUAAUCUCAUCAAAUCCAUUUCCACAGAUACAGGAUUGCCACUUAACCUCAGUAAAAAGAUUUCUGUGUCGACUAGCAACAUUAUUGCAAGGGUGGCCUUUGGCAAGAAAUGCAAAGAUCAAGAAGCAUUCUUAUCACUUGUCAAGGAAAUCAAUAAGUUAGCAGCAGGUUUUGAUGUUGCUGAUCUCUUCCCUUCAGUUAAAUUGCUCCAUUUGAUCACUGGGCUGAGGCCUAAAGUUGAGAAGAUUCAUAGAGAAAUUGAUAAGAUACUUGACAACAUCAUUGAUGACCAUAAAGCUAAGAAGGUGGCAGCAAAGAUUCAUGAUGUUGAAGCAGAUGACGAUCUGGUGGAUGUUCUUGUAAAAAUUCAGGAAUUCCAUGACCCUGAAUUCCUGUUAACUAUCAAUAACAUCAAGGCCGUUCUCUUGGACAUUUUCAUAGCGGGGAGUGAGACCUCAUCCACUACUAUAGAAUGGGCAAUGUCAGAAAUGCUGAAAAACCCAAGAGUUAUGGAAAAGGCACAAGCCAAGGUGAGGCAGGUGUUUGGUAAAAAGGGAAAUAAUGUCGAUGAAGCAGACCUCAGUGAAUUGAGGUACUUAAAGCUAGUUAUCAAAGAAACUCUGAGAUUCCAUCCUCCUCUCCCUUUAUUACUACCAAGAGAAUGCAAAGAGGGAUGUCAAAUUAAUGGAUAUGAGAUACCUAUCAAAAGCAAAGUCAUUAUCAAUGCAUGGGCGAUUGGUAGAGAUCCUGAACAUUGGAUUGAUGCAGAGAGCUUCGAUCCAGAGAGAUUCCUCGACAAUUCAAUUGAUUUCAAGGGGGCUCAUUUUCAAUAUAUACCAUUUGGUGCUGGAAGAAGAAUAUGUCCUGGCAUAUCAUUUGGAGUACCUAACAUUGAGCUUCCACUUGCACAACUGUUGUACCACUUUGACUGGAAGCUUGCCGAUGGAGUGAAGCUUGGAGAUCUAGACAUGACGGAGGGCUUUGGCACAACAGUUAGAAGGAAAAGAGAUCUGUAUUUAAUUCCCAAUGCUUCUCAUCCUUCACCUGGUGAGUAAAACCAGAAGGCAGAAAGCAUUUGAUUUUCAUUUUGAAUUGGCAAAAGACAUCCAUUAUA